This is a messenger RNA of Aspergillus sclerotioniger CBS 115572, 3914 nucleotides long. RefSeq names its product PH domain protein. The coding region runs from base 1 to 3525 and encodes 1174 amino acids. The transcript is spliced from 4 exons. The record is from RefSeq and is a predicted model, not a curated record. NCBI's taxonomy places the organism in Eukaryota, Fungi, Ascomycota, Eurotiomycetes, Eurotiales, Aspergillaceae.
AUGGGUCGUUCGCGAGUGCUUUCCCUGAUGUCAGUGUUUGGGGGCUCGUCCCGUAAAGACAACCUCGGACAGCACCAUCGAACAUCGUCGGCCUCCCUCACACUAAACAAUCCUCCGAAAAGAGUAGAUACGCCCUCUUCCGACACCCCUUCGCCUCUCGAUGCUUCGCCGAUAAGUGGGACACCAAACACCGAACGACGAGUCCUGUCGCGGCCGGAGUCGGCAUUGUUUUCUCAUAAUCCUCCGUUACUGGAGCUUUCGCAAGAUACACUUCCAGAGCUCCAGCCAAUCUUCGGAUAUCUAAACACCCAUGCCAACAAGUUAUACCACGAAGGAUAUUUCCUGAAAUUGAAUGAUUUGGAUAUUCAUGGUCGGCCCUGUUCUGAUCGACAAUGGGUGGAAUGCUAUGCGCAACUUGUCGGGACUGCUCUUUCUCUAUGGGAUGCCACAGCGCUGGACGCAGCAGAAGAGGGAGAAGAUGUCAACCCUACUUUCAUCAAUCUGGCAGACGCUUCAAUAAAAAUGCUUGAGACGCUCCCUACAAGAAACCAAGAAACUGAGUCUCUGAAGAACAUUUUGAGUAUAUGUUCCGCAGGUCAAAAUCGGUAUCUUUUGCAUUUCAAUUCCUUCCAUUCUUUGACACAGUGGACAGCAGCUAUACGACUGGCUUUGUUCGAACACACGUCACUAUAUGAGGCAUAUACAGGCUCGAUCAUUGCGGGGAAAGGCAAAGGUCUCAACAGUAUCCGAUCCAUCUUGGAACGUCACCGUCACAAACACGAGGAUUGGGCUCGCGUGCGAUUUGGAGCAGGCACCCCCUGGAGACGGUGCUGGUUUGUUAUCACCCCGCCCAAUGAGAAGGAGUUCUUGAAGGCGCAAAAGUCGCUUAAGAAAAAGUCGGCCUAUGAUCGUGCACCCAGACUGAUCACAGGUGAUAUCAAGUUUUACGAUACGAAGAAAACCAAAAAAGCAAGGCCUAUUGCGACUAUCACCGAUGCAUAUGCUGCUUACGCUAUAUACCCUCAGUCGAAAGCCUUGAUCGAUCAGUCGACCUUGGUCAAAAUUGAAGGGAAGAUUACGAUUCACUCACAACCAGAGUCGACCACAGAUGGGUUUGUGUUUGUCAUGCCCGAAGUCCAUCCUGCCGUCACUGGUUUUGAAAUGAUGCUCCGAUUCCUCGUACCUACGUUUGACACAUUCAACCUUUACGGGCGACCAACCCGCCUCAUUGCCGCUACCAACCACAUCAAGAGCAUCAUGUUUGCCUUCCCCAAUCAACGGCGCUAUGGCUAUCUUGAUAUAUUGGAUAUCGCCGGUCUGAUGCAGACACCGGGCAGUCAGGAUUGGAGCGAGGCAGAAUGGCGAAAGCAACUCAAGGAGGCAACAGCACGCCGCAUGGCGGCUUCUGGAAGCAGAACUAGCAGCAUCUCCGUCAGUAAGCCACGCUUCCGAGCCUCUACCAUCUCAAACAUGCAAGGCAGUGGACGUACCGGGCCACAACAGCGCAACUACACAUCUCCGGAAACUCGGCUGGAUCUCAACCAGUCUAGUGACGCUGUUUUGCGAGAGGCGCCCAGUGAUGCUUCUAUAUCUCCAAUCCAUCAUGCUCGGGGCUCUUCGGACACUGCUGCAUUUGCCUCCAUCAGAAGACAGGCUCAAGUUUCACCCGCCGAAAUCUCUCCACCAUCCUCUAUUCAUGAACUGGUACCACACAGAAAUGGACGUCCUAGCAUUGGUGGGGUGGACGACUACGGCAGCACUGAAAGCGACAGGAAACAGCAGGCAGACUCUGACGAUGAGGUGCUUGGGCAUCGCUUCCGCGCUCCAUCCCCAUCCCCUGUAGUCCAGCCCCCAGCCUUCACACAUGGUCCGGGAGAAAUGCCUGCCACUCGGCCCCAGCCCUCGCCGGACUUGAGAAAGGCCAACAAUAGGAUGUCUGACACCACGCUUACGCAGCUUCUCGCUGCUUCUGGAAGCAUGAACCUACUCGGCGCGUCUUUUCCCUCGGGUAGCCACGAAACGAUCAGAGAUUCUAGCGAGCCCAGUCCUUUCACACCAAAUACUGGCUCCGAUCAGUUGGGUGCACCAUCACUUCUAUCGGAUACGAGUGACAAGAGAGCUGCCCUUCAGGAACAAGACCCACCGACACCUGAGGAUCGUUCGAGUGAUUUCGGCUCGCCACUGAUUAUACCGAAGAGGCAAAGCCUUUAUUUAGAUACCACAAUGGCAGUGAAGCGGAAGCCCGUGCCAGCGCAACAAUUGCAAGAAUCCGACACUUCGAGUGUUGCAGGGGAGCCUAGUUACGAUGACCUGCGUCAUACUGUUGAUGAAGAGGUUCUGAACUGGGUCGGCUCCCGCCAGUUUUCGUUCACUUCCCCCGAUAAAGAGAGCCAUCAGGAUGAGGAGAGCGUCUAUGAUGGUGCGUCUGCAGCUUCUCCUGAUUAUGCCAGUACCCGAGGAUCCGUCUACAGCAAACGCUCUGUUAAAUCAAUUCCUCGGCCCAGAAUGGGGGUCUUGAAGACAGUGGGAUCAGGGCCCCCAAAGCAAGACUUAGUCAUCGGCGAUGCUCAUUACACCGUUGACCAAACGCAACUAGAGUUUAGUUCUGAAAUUCCGAGUAUCGACUUCGGGCCGACCCUUACAAUUCUACCUACAACUGGACGUCCCAACACCGGGGACACUUUGAAGAAAUCGGCGCAUCAGAGAAGCGACUCGAAUGCAACAGAAAGACAAGGCUCACACGAGCCAGAACGUCGGCACUCCAGAUCUCCAAGUAACAAUAUGAUGUGGCAGCCGGGUAUGGCUGCUCCGCGCCCGUCCACUCCAGGCAAGCUCACAGCGGAGCAGUUUGUGCAACAACGGUCAGGCCACAGUCCACCAAAUCACGCCCACCACCGAACUCUUUCUUCAUCCCCACCACCUCUCCGACCUGUCUCCGGUGACUGGGCAAACAAUUUCCGGCCGCAGUCGCACUUGUCUGGCAGUCGCGAUGUGCCGCUUCGCCCUCACUCCCGUGGUGCCAACAGCGUCUUGAACUACAAUGAACUUUCAUCGCAUCUUUCUGCCCGUGAACAGGAACAUGUUUCUCGGAUGACUGGUGCACCUCUUCUCGACAUCUCUGGCCUCCAUAAGACCCAGCCGUCGCCAGUAAACCCAAUGGGUCUGGUUGGCGCGAUCGAUGCUCGCGAGCGCGAGAAGAAGAGCAUCCGAGAAGGAGUUUCCAACCAAAUGGUACAACAUGCAAUUGCGCAACGCCAGCAGCACCUGCAACAACAGCAAGGGGCUCCAAACAACUCAACGCCCACACACAACCAGGGCAAUAAUUACAGUGUUUAUAACAUGCCCACCGCGAGCCGCACCUGGGAUGCUCUCAAUCAGGCUUACCAGCCGGAAGAGCCCCGGCGCCAGUCUUGGUACGGGCAGUUCGCGUCGCAACCGGUGCAGACGCCCCCGGCCUACCAGCAAAACCAGUCUUUUGGCCAGCAUCCUGGCUAUGUUAGUAAUGCGAACACUAUGCAUUACUGAGUAUGCUCCUCUCGCGCCCCUCUCUUAUUCGAUCUCCUUAUUGUCUAUCCCAUCCGAUCAACUUGCUUUUCUUUGCGUGAAUCAUGAUCUAGUCCCUUCUUUGCUCGAUUUUUCUAGCAUUAGCCUGUGAGCUUGUCGUGCAUCUUAGAGCUAGACUUCCAAAGCCUAGAAAGUCACCUGCUACGUUUCUUGGACUUGGGGGUCUUGCAGCGGUUAUUUCGUUGGGUCUAUGGAGUAUGGUUGGAAACCUUCCUUAUGUUGCAAGCAUAGCAUUGGUAGCCGUUCGUCCUUCUCACGAGUAUUUCUUCUCAUUCCAAAUCUUCUCCAAUUUAUCAAAUUAGUAGUAUGCAUACACAAAUUCUGCUAAUAAACGAAAAGCAACUGUCCAU